Molecule: messenger RNA, 6661 nt
Organism: Penaeus chinensis
Lineage: Eukaryota; Metazoa; Arthropoda; Malacostraca; Decapoda; Penaeidae
Product: UPF0764 protein C16orf89 homolog
Exons: 8
Coding region: 84-1706 (540 amino acids)
Cellular component (GO): membrane; cytosol
Source: RefSeq, a predicted model, not a curated record
CUCACAGAUGGAACGUAUCAUCGGGUUGUGAAAGUGAAUGACCCGGAAUAUGUUGGUGCCUGAACUUUUGAUAUUCACCUGAAAUGGCUCAAUACACGUUGAUUUUCCACCUGAUUAGCCUGGUGAUGCUGUGUGAAUAUGGCACGACGGUGAGAGACGGCGGGCGUGGCAAUUUCAGAAGGGGGUUCGAGAGUGGAGUCAGGAGCAGGGAUGCGGCACAGGGGAUGGACGGGGGCCACCUGAUCACCAUGGAUCUCGAGCUUGUCUCCAGGGUCAUUGCGGCUCUCGACAGCAGCAUCAGUUACUACGAGAAUAACUUCAAGCAGAUGAACUUUGAUGGGAUCUUUGGGGCGAAGGUGGUUGAAGGGCAGUUGAACCUGAUUGUUGCAGAAUAUAAUAAGGGAUUUCUAUCAGCUACAAUGGACAGCUUUAUGAGGAAUAAGGUGGCAAGCAUUGCUACAAGAGCAGGACGUGUAGUAAAGCUUGCAAUCCCCUACCUGUAUAAAAAAAAUCGAAAAUACAUGGGGAAAAUGGAGCGCUUGUUCCAGCUUUCUUGGGAUGUUGGACAUUCCCACCGCAAUGUGGACAUGUCCCUCAAGUGGAGUGAUCGCACGUUCACUCUUGCCCUUGAGGAAGAGCUUACUGAGGUGCAGAGUGACCACUGCAUAGCUGAGUUGCUGGAGCCUAUUGAGGGUGUGAUGUGCCGUAUGACAGACGUUUGCCAGCAGAUGAUGACCAAGGCAGGCAGGGAGAGAUAUGCCUUGGUGCACCAGAUCCUCUACACUGUGGUGGCCGAGAUGAGUGGUUGUGGCAGCCGUCUGGAAAGAUGGUUGGUGAGGCAUGAUCGCAGUGGGAGCAUUGAGCAGCUACAGGGAGAGAUGUGCUCUAACUUGUACUCUGAGGCUCUCACAUUGACAUCUGUGGCUUUCAGUGAUAAUGUUCUAAAUAACCGAGAUUUGUUGAUGGAAAUGGAGUUUGUAUGUGGCAUGUUAGGUUAUGUGGAGUUCCUAUGGCGAGAUUGGCUUGCAGACAUACUAGAUUGGCAGAGUAAAAGUGGGUGUUUUAGUUCCACCAAACCUCAUGUUGCCAUUGGCCGUAAAUUGCUGCGAGAAGAAAAAUUACCAGAUGGCUGCCUUCAGCACCUAACCACUGUGGCAGUCUCAGCUUUAGCAGUUCACUUGCACUACCUUUUGUAUCCAGGGAUUAAGAGCAGAGGUGCCAGCAACCUGAAGCAUGUGUCUCCUCCUUCUGCUAUGUUGGAGCCUCCACAUGAAUCCAUCCCAAUGCAUAUUGCUGGAAGCUUCAUGCUCAACCAGCCCCUUUACAGGGAGGAGGUCCAAGAUGGACUCAGCAGAGUGGCUGAAGAGGAGAAAUCUCUAGAGGAUAAAGCAGACAUUGUCAUGAAGCACUUGGAGGAGAAGAGAAACAGCACCAAGCCUCAUCGUGUAAGAGACUUUAUGUCCCCACUUUCACACUAUGACAGCACCUCUAAGAGUAACAGUGGCCCUGUACCACUGCCAGAACACCCUCUCCACCAGCCCCAGUACUUGGCUUCAACACACACUUCCGGGACCACAGUAGAGACCUCUAUGGCAGCUUUCUACUUUGUGAUAGCCAGCAUAGUGCUUGUUAUGCUGGUGAUGGUGAGGUAUGUUCACAGUGGGAGAAGGACUCAUACUAUUUUCAGGACCAGGUUCCGUUUUUGAGAAGCUGGAAUUAUCAAAAUUAUUUUCUUUUAAGUUUUAUUUUUUAUUUAUCAAGAAAUUUCCUUGAAUAUUAUUUUUUUUUAUAUAUAUCUAUAUUUUUGUCUGUUGAGAAGUUAUAAGUGUAGACUGCUUGUUACAUGUGUUGUCAAUGAGAUGCUGUAAGGAAACUAGAUUCUAUUGGUGUACAUGAAAUAUAUAUUGCCAGUUAUAAUGUAAAACAUGCACAGAACAAGAGCAGUGUUUAGUGACUUGUAUAUAUUCACAUAAUAAACAAACUGUAUAAAAAUGUAUAAAUACAUCUAUAAGAAAUGUUGUUGAAGUAGUGCUUCAUUGAUUUUUGAAACAUUUUCUGAAACUUAACACUGUCAGUUCUGCCAGUGGAUUUUCACUUGAAACUGAAUCUCAUAUGUGACAUAUUCUUACCAGUUCUUGUAGACAGAGAUAAAUACUCCAUAAAACCAAGUGUCAAAUCACUGAAUAACUGUUAUUAGAAAGUUUUAAGAAAUAUUCAGAGUUUUUAACAUAGCAAAUUAAUGAAUGCUGUCAGUUACCCAAUAUUACAGUUUUCAGUAUGUUUUUUUUUUGGGGGGUGCUAACUUUUGCUUUUGCUCUGUAGAUAAUAACCAUGCUGUUAGUAGCUUCAGGACCUAAUUAUAUUACUUUAAAGAAGUAGUCCCAAUUUAUAGGCUGGAAUUGUUUGUUGUGAUAACAGAAUAGCACUUGUCCAUCUCUUCAGGACUGUAAUAUAUUGUGAGAGGGAAUGUUUUGAUACAGUGCAAUUAGGGAGAUUAUCAAUACACCUUUUAUUAUUUAUUGAGGUGAGGCUUCACCCCCAAGCGUAACAGUGAAGCCUGAUUGGUUAAACAAGAAACAAUAUAUCUGCAUGGACUAAUAAAGACAUUUUUAGCAAUUAUGAAGUGUAAAGUGAUGGUUGGUAUUAGCAUGUCUGAAAAAAAAAAUCCCAGUUUUCACUUUUGUGCUUAGAAAGUCAUGCCAUCCAGAGAAAUACCAUCUCACCAGCAUCAUACAUGUCAUAUCUCUUAACUUAAUGCGAUCACUGUAUAGCAUAUAUAUCAAGAGUAUAUUUAUCAUGCAUAUAUGGCUGGGUACUUUUGUGGAAAUUUAGCUGAAAAAUAGUACUAAGACCUCAGUACUUCACACAUAACUGUAUCAAAGAAGAUGCAUAUAUAGCAUGAAAACAUAUUCUCUGUAUCCCAUAUGUGGCACAUCCCAUCAUUUUUACCCACAGUCCCAGGGGUUAGGCCUUUGAGUGCUUUAGCUGGGAGCAAAGGGAAUAGGCUAAAAGUAAAAUUGUAAUGAAUUUGAUUUAUGAUUUAGGGGUUGUGAUACAAAAUCAUUGUUAAGGUAUUUCAUAUAAAGAAAAAAUAGAAAAUAACCACCUAUUACUUCACCUCUCAGUAACAUGUAAUUUAGCUCUCACUGUUUUACAGUAUUGUUUCAUUAUUUUCUUUAAAAUACUCAUGAAAUGCAGAGUUUUAUACAACAGUUCCCAAACACAAGGGUGACCAUAAAUGUGUAGGCAAUCAGCAUGCUUAUUUACCAUUAAUUGAUACACAAAUAAAAUCAAGAUUUGUUUGAUACAGACAUAUAUGAUAACAUGAGGCAUUAGUGCUGUUUUUUUGCCUAAAUUCCUGCAAAAGCAUCCUGGUGUCAAGUAUACAUGGUAGAAGGACUAUAAACUAUGAUUGGUCUGAGAUAAUGAUGGCAUGAUAUACAUGCCAUCCAGACUCAUUAAAAUAAGUCAGACACUAGCUUGGGAUUAGGCCUCUUUGCCUCAGUAAGUAAUACUGAGUAUUGUGUAACCCAAUGUGAUCAUGUUACCAUACUACUGUGUUCAUAUGGGAUAACUACAAUGUCCUUGUUCAUCUCUGCCUCCUGGUCAGUCACAUAUGACCGUCCACUCUUGUGUGCCUCUUCCACACCCCAGCCAUGAUUAUAUUAUUUCCAUUUUUUAUGUAAGCAUCAUUUGUGGUCAUUUGCAUGUUUUCACAAUCUAGAUAUUCACGUGAGUAAUGGCAAUGAUAUAAUUUACCUUUUGUGUUAAGGCAGUGUUAGAAGGGGAAGAAAAUAUGGGAUAAGGUGGUUAAUAAGUAUUGAUGCUAAAUAAGUAAUAGAACAGAUCUGGUAAAAGUUUGAUUACCUGUAGCUGAUAUGAUAAAGGUCAUGUAACUCUUUUUUUUUAUUUUUUUUUAUCAUAUUUGCCUGAAGUAUUUGAGAAAUAGUUACAAUGAAAUGGCAACUCAUUGCAAAUACCAUUUAAAGGAUAUAACUAACCCAGUACCUGUGCAGUUUUUUUCAUCUUAGUCUCCCAUGCACUAUUAGUUGGGGUCAAGAAACAAAAUCUAGAUAAAAGGGCAGCAGUUUUCCUACGAUUACUACAUGUUUUUCACUGCUGCUUAAGGUUAAGGAUUUACAGGGGCUUUUUCCCUGUAACAUGUUCAAGAAAAGCUUUUCCAUCAUAUACUGUAUGUUGCAAGUACAUGCCCUUUAUCAUAUGAUGUAUGUUAGUUUUUGGGUUAAUAUUCACCCUAAAUAUUGAAAAGGGUUAGAUUCAACUGACAGUUAUUGAAUUUUGUAGGAAUUUGCAAAGAAAAUGUUAAUUUUGAAACUUUUGCAACAAAGUUUACUUUUUACUACAAAAACCUGAAGUAAAAUGCUUUGUUUGAUUAGUCUAUUUCUCACACAAAUAAUGAUAAUGUAAAAAAAAAAAAUAUCCACUUGAACUUUCUUUAUUAGCAACAAGUAACACUGUGUGUUUAAUUGCAUUUACUAAGUACUUGAAAGUGAAAGGCAUGCGUGAGGGAUUGGAAAAUAAUAGAGAUUGCAAUUUCAUUCAAAAACAGUCACAGUAAAUAUCUUGGGGAAGACAGGUUUAUCAUCCUUAUUCCAAGCUUUUGAAAAAUGUUCUGAUGAAAUGCAGUAACUUGUAUUUUGCAGUGAAUGUGAUUUUGAUUUGAAAAAUUGUGAAAUCUCAACAAUGAUGUAUUGCUUACAUUGUCUCAAAAACAAAGUUAGUGGGCCAUUUUAAAACCUAUUUAAUUAUUUAUAUUGUGCAUCCUGUGCCUGUCUCAUUUUGCGUAUAUUAGAAAACAGUGAUAUGAUGGGAAGAAGUCAAUAAAAUAACUAAAAACAUUGUUCAUGUAGAAGCCAUACAUGUCAAAUAUUAUGUUGAACUUGCAAGUAAUGGCAUAUUUCUUGAGCCUGGAUUUUUUUUCUUCUUCUUCUUUUUCUACGUUAUUGUCAUAGGCCUAUCAGUGUUUGGUUUAGAUUUAUGAUACCUGAUAUCCCUAACCUUGCAUGGAUCCUGGGAAAUAUGAUGGAAGAAACAUCUGGUUAAAUAUUUGGUCAAAAAUAUCCUUUUGUCUGAAGGUUAUUUUUGGCACAUUUUGUUUAUCAGAAGGUGAAAUUAGACUAAAUCAAAGAUUUUUUAAAACAUUUUUGAGUAGAAAAUCUUUGCUAUUUUGAAGUAUAUUUUUGUAUAGUUCUUUGGUUAUAUGUUUAGAACCAGAUUUUAUGUUUUUUAAAAAAAGUAUGAUAAUAUAUAUAAUACUUUCAGUAAGAAUGAUUAAUAUAUUUGUAUGUGCCAAAUGGUCAGAUUAUGAGUGUGUGUGUAUAUGUAUGUAUGUAUGUGGGUAUGUUUUCCUGCACAUGCAUGUAUGUUUCUGUGUGUUUGUGUGCAUACAUUUAUGUAUGUAUAGUGACAUAAGCAUUUGCAUGUGAACAUUUAGGUUAUGCUCUGAGAUGAACAGCUAGCCUUUUCAUGCUUUUCAUAUGAAAAUUUAUUUUUCAGUUUAUUUUUCUUUUAUUUUCCCAUCCUUGUUCCUUCAUCCAUGUAAUGCAAACCACCUUUUCUGUUAUUUCAAGAGGAUCUGAUCUGGUUGUGGGAAAAUAGUGAUAAAUCUGUGAUAAGAAAGUCAAAAAAGUAGACAAGGAUAACAAAAAUUUUAUGUUGACCUGAAUUUGUUAAUUUAGUCUAUGCACAACUUAAAAUAUGAUUUGCUCCUCUGGCUAGGGCUGCUUACAUUGUUAUCUGCUUUUUUCUCUUAUUUUUUCUGUGGUGAUAAGCUUAGUUCCUAUUAUUUGAAGCACAUGUACAAUAGAAAGAGUCUACGAUAUGCACAAGUAGUUAAGAUGACUUUCUCUCAGCAAAUAUUUGUAUUGAAUAAAUGUAAUAUAGUUUUUAAAGUUAUAUUCAUAUAUAGGAUUUGAUGAGAUGUGGUCUUUCAUAAAGAUUUUUUUUUUUUUUUUUUUUUUUUUUUUUCCCUGUAUUAUAUCUGCACUUUUUUCAGUAAAUUAUUUACUCAUAUUUUCCCCCCUUAUGUCAGAUAUUAGAUUAUGAAAUAGUGUUUUCCAAGACCACAUAUGUAAACAUGGUAUUGCUAUUAAUUUAUUCAAAAGAAACAUAUCUCGUGAUGUUCUCGUGAAAAGAAUGGUAAAGUCUGGAGUGAGAGGUUUUCAUUGAUGCUAUAGAAGUUGCUUUGAAAUAGACUGAAAAGGGAAAACCAGUUUCCUUUUGUCUUUUGUCUGUGAAAGGUGAAUUCAAGGAAUUUCCUUUUUAAUGGGAUAUGAAAUUCUUGCUAAGCCUUAUGAUGUAGUUAAGCUGAACUUUUGAAUAGUGUGUCCAUUUAUAUCAUGUGUAAUGUAUUUAUUUUCCUUUUAAAGUUAUUUGAUAGAAUAUAUAGAUUGUAAAUGUCACUGAAAUGUGUCAUUGCAAGGUAGUCAGUACAACUAAGAUAUUAUUCAGAAUAUUAUUGUUGAUGAUAAUGAAACUAACAUCGAUCAUAUGAAUGAACAUAAUACUAAUAAAAUUGUGUUGCUGACAACGGGUUCAAGGUCACCAUAGGUUUUGAAGAUCAAUUUUUGUUGUAUCAGUAAUUGCAUGUCUGUGCUCUUUCGUUUCAUAUUAACAGUGAAUAAAUAGUUCUCCUCUUUGA